GACUAUAGAUCAGUCACACACGGAGAGAGAGAGGGAGAGGGGGAAGAAAGUAAAGAAGGAUUCAUGUAGGCGUUAUUUUUCAUUUAAAGAAGGCUCGAGAAUUGUUUUAGAGUGUGGCACAACCAAAGAUUUGAGAGGACUCACAAGCCAAGAUGCUCUGUCACGUUACUCGGCCGGAUUCGGUGGUGAUGGAAGUGGAAGUUGACGCGAAGGCGAACGGUGAAGACUGUCUUAACAAGGUUUGUCGAAAGUUGGGCAUAAUUGAGGCGGACUACUUUGGGCUGCAGUUCACGGGCAGCAAAGGGGAGAACCUGUGGCUGAAUCUGAGGAAUCGCAUAUGUCAGCAGAUGGAUAAUGUGACGCCAUGUCGACUGAGGCUGCGGGUCAAGUUCUUUGUGGAGCCUCAUCUAAUUCUUCAGGAACAGACGAGGCAUGUAUUCUUCACACACGUGAAGGAGGACCUCCACAACGGUCACCUCCGUAUGGCAUCGGAACAAGCGGAGGAGCUGAGCGCGCUCCUGGCGCAGGCAGAGUUUGGUGACUACAACCAGAACACAGCCCAGUACUGGUACUCGGAGCUGUGUGGAGAGGAGCCCAGCACCGCGACUACCAACAGUAUCAUAUCCAGACACAAAGCUCUGGAGGGUUUGAGCCCAGGCUCGGUGGAGUACCAGGCUCUGCAGCUGGUCUCGUCUCUGGAGCAUUACGGCGUGGAGUGGCACUGGGCUCGCGACGCACACGGUCAGCGGUUGGCCAUCGGGGUCGGCCCCGAGGGAAUGGCCAUUUGCAAGGAGGAUUUUAGUGUAGUCAACAGAAUCAGUUAUCCCGUCAUUCAGAUCGCCACCCAGUCGGGGAAGAGCGUGUACCUGACCGUUACCACGGACACAAACGACAGCGCCGUGCUCCUGUUCAAGCUCAUCAGUAACCGAGCAGCCAGCGGACUUUACCGGGCCAUUACAGAGACGCACGCCUUCUACAGGUGUGACACGGUGACAAAUGCAGUGAUGAUGCAGUACAGUAGAGACUUUAAAGGCCACCUGGCAUCACUGUUCCUCAACGAAAACAUCAACCUCGGAAAGAAAUACGUCUUCGACAUCAGACGCACCUCCAAGGAAGUGUACGACCACGCCCGCCGCGCACUCUACAACUCCGGUGUCGCCGACCUGGACUCGCGCUCUGGCAGCGGGGAGCGCUCCCCUCCCUCGCGCUCGCCGUGCAGGGACGACCAGCAGGACGGGGGGCUGGACUGUAGCAGCUGCCGGCAGAGCCGAGCGCUGCAGGAGAGGCUGCAGAAGCUCCGCGAGGCUCUGCUGUGCAUGCUGUGCUGCGAGGAGGAGAUCGACGCGGCCUUCUGCCCGUGUGGCCAUAUGGUGUGCUGCCAGACCUGCGCCAAUCAGCUUCAGUUGUGUCCUGUAUGUCGGUCAGACGUGGAGCACGUACAGCACGUCUACCUGCCCACGUGCACCAGUCUGCUAAACCUGACGCUGACCGACAACCACCAGCUCCACAGCAGCGUCCCAGCGCCCAUCCACAGAGGGACGGACUCUCCUCACACCUGCUCCGCCCCCGAGUACGAACAGAAGAUCUAUCACUCGUGAAGGAGGACGCCGCCGCCAAAGCUCCAACUUCAAACUUUAUUUCAACGCAAAUCAGCCAGACUCUGGCCUCGUAACCAAGGAACAUUUGUCCUGUGUGUCAAACAAAGACUGAGCAUCAGCGCACACACACACACACACACAUACCACUCCCUCACUUUUCAGUUUGUCCAGUUGUUUCUUAAGUUUGUUGUUAUUUUUUUGUGUGUCUCAUUUAGUCCAUAUCCUUUUUAUUUUAUUUUAUUUUAUUUUAAAUCUCAGUAUUUGCUGCCACAUCAUUUUAGGUUAGGCUCUUAUUAUCCUUGUUUGUUUAAAUUCUUGCAUCAGUUGACCUGAUGCAGAAAAAAACAUUGUCAUGUUUAUGAAUGAUGUUGUUUUUUAGUUUGAUCUCAGGCUCCUCCCCAGAACCCCCUCCCCAACCAUAGGACAUAGGAAUGUCUGUGUUUUACAGUAGCAAACCUCAUUGUCUUUAUUUAUUUUUUAUUUUUAAACAGUUUGAGAACGGAGUUUUUACCGUCUAACAGAGUGAAAUGCUCUUCUUUUUUUUUCUCCCCCCCUCUCCAUCAAAUUUGUUAUUUAUGUUCCACGUUUGCUCUGCCAAUGAGGAUGCAGCACUGAUCUGGUGAUAGCACUGUGAUCUAAUGAGACACAA
Molecule: messenger RNA, 2247 nt
Organism: Solea senegalensis (Senegalese sole)
Lineage: Eukaryota; Metazoa; Chordata; Actinopteri; Pleuronectiformes; Soleidae
Product: E3 ubiquitin-protein ligase MYLIP-A-like
Exons: 7
Coding region: 153-1598 (481 amino acids)
Biological process (GO): ubiquitin-dependent protein catabolic process
Cellular component (GO): cytoskeleton
Molecular function (GO): ubiquitin-protein transferase activity
Source: RefSeq, a predicted model, not a curated record